UGCAGAUCCUGUAUGUCUAGCUAAGAUAUAUUAUUCUGCUGUGGAUCCCACUAAAGAUAUAUUCACUGGGCUUAUUGGGCCAAUGAAAAUAUGCAAGAAAGGAAGUUUACAUGCAAAUUGGAGACAGAAAGAUGUAGACAAGGAGUUCUAUUUGUUUCCUACAGUAUUUAAUGAGAAUGAGAGUUUACUCCUGGAAGAUAAUAUCAGAAUGUUUACAACUGCACCUGAUCAGGUGGAUAAGGAAGAUGAACACUUUCAGGAAUCUAAUAAAAUGCACUGGACUUUUAAUGUUGAAUGCCUUAAGCUGAUCAUUACACAGGCGGCAUGAAGCAAAAAUAUACUGUGAACCAAUGCAGGCGGCAGUCUGAGGAUUCCACCUUCUACCUGGGAGAGAGGACAUACUAUAUCACAGCAGUGGAGGUGGAAUGGGAUUAUUCCCCACAAAGGGAGUGGGAAAAGGAGCUUCAUCAUUUACAAGAGCAGAAUGUUUCAAAUGUAUUUUUAGAUAAGGGAGAGUUUUACAUAGGCUCAAAGUACAAGAAAGUUGUGUGUCAGCAGUAUACUGAUAGCACGUUCCGUAUUCCAGCGGAGAGAAAAGCUGAAGAAGAACAUCUGGGAAUUCUAGGUCUACAACUUCAUGCAGAUGUUGGAGACAAAGUCAAAAUUAUCUUUAAAAACAUGACCACAAGGCCCUACUCAAUACAUGCCCAUGGGGUACAAACGGAGAGUUCUACAGUUAUUCCAGCAUUACCAGGUGAAACUCUCAAUUACCUAUGGAAAAUCCCAGAAAGAUCUGGAGCUGGAACAGAGGAUUCUGCUUGUAUUCCAUGGGCUUACUAUUCAACUGUGGAUCAAGUUAAGGAUCUCUACAGUGGAUUAAUUGGCCCCGUGAUUGUUUGUCAAAGACAUUACUUGAAAGUAUUCAAUCCCAGAAAGAAACUGGAAUUUGCCCUUCUGUUUCUAGUUUUUGAUGAGAAUGAACUUUGGUACUUAGAUGACAUCAUCAAAACAUACUCUGAUCACCCCAAGAAAGUAAACAAAGAUGAUGAGGAAUUCAUAGAAAGCAAUAAAAUGCAUGCUAUUAAUGGAAGAAUGUUUGGCAACCUACAAGGCCUUACAAUGCACGUGGGAGAUGAAGUCAAUGGAUGAUGAAAUAGACUUACACACUGUACAUUUUCACGGCCAUAGCUUCUAAUACAAGCACAGGGGCGUUUAUAGUUCUGAUGUCUUUGACAUUUUCCCUGGAACAUACCAAACCCUAGAAAUGUUUCCAAGAACACCUGGAAUUUGGUUAUUCCACUGCCAUGUGAACGACCACAUUCAUGCUGGAAUGGAAACCACUUACACCGUUCUACAAAAUGAAGACACCAAGUCUGGCUGAAUGAAAUAAAUUGGUGAUAAGUGGAAAAAAGAGAAAAACCAAUGAUUCAUAACAAUGUAUGUGAAAGUGUAAAAUAGAAUGUUACUUUGGAAUGACUAUAAACAUUAAAAGAAGACUGGAAACAUACAACUUUGUGCAUUUGUGGGGGAAAACUAUUAAUUUUUUGCAAAUGGAAACAUCAACAGACUAUAUAAUGAUACAUGACUGACACUUGUACACUAGGUAAUAAAAUUGAUUCAUACAGUCUAAUCAUAUCACCACUAUUAGGGUUUAUAAAACUGCAUUUAAAAAAAAUCUAUGACCAGAUAUUCUCCUGGGUGCUCCUCAAAGGAACACUAUUAAGGUUCAUUGAAAUGUUUUCAAUCAUUGCCUUCCCAUUGAUCCCUCUAACAUGUUGUUGACAUCACACCUAAUAUUCUGAGGGAACGGGCAAGGUAUGAGGGAAGGAAAUAAAAAAUAAAAUAAAUAAAAUAGAAUGACGCAAAUCUGAGUUUUGUGAACCCCUGAAGGGAUGGUCUAAAGGACGUUAUCUGGAACUGGAGAAAAGCAGAGUUGAGAGACAAUUCUAUAGAUUAAAUCCUGGUAAGGAUAAACAUUGCCAUUAGAAGAAAAGCUUCAAAAUAGACCUGUGGCAGAUGUCACAUAAGUACAAUUUCUGCCCAGCCUCAACUGCAUUCAGAGGAUAAUAUCAAUGAACUAAACUUGAACUAAAAAUUUUUGAAACAAAAAGUUAUAAAUGAAGACACAUGGUUGUGAAUACAGUGAUAUAUUUCUUUAUUUUCACAUACACUCUAGCUAAAAGAGCAAGAGUACACAUCAACAAAAAAUGGAAACAAGGC
Molecule: messenger RNA, 2220 nt
Organism: Pongo pygmaeus (Bornean orangutan)
Lineage: Eukaryota; Metazoa; Chordata; Mammalia; Primates; Hominidae
Product: ceruloplasmin-like
Exons: 1
Coding region: 325-1149 (274 amino acids)
Cellular component (GO): plasma membrane
Molecular function (GO): signaling receptor activity; copper ion binding
Source: RefSeq, a predicted model, not a curated record